This is a messenger RNA of Pipra filicauda (Wire-tailed manakin), 3114 nucleotides long. It is a transcript of the gene FGGY, whose product is annotated as FGGY carbohydrate kinase domain containing. Gene Ontology annotation, molecular function: kinase activity; phosphotransferase activity, alcohol group as acceptor. The coding region runs from base 424 to 1908 and encodes 494 amino acids. Gene Ontology annotation, biological process: carbohydrate metabolic process. The transcript has 15 exons. The record is from RefSeq and is a predicted model, not a curated record. Lineage: Eukaryota; Metazoa; Chordata; Aves; Passeriformes; Pipridae.
UCCUUGUCCUUGUCGCUGACUUUGUCCCUUCUCUAAGUCCAUCCCCCUCCUCGAGGGCUCGGAUCCUGCUGCUAGACUGAGGUCUCGCGUUCGUGUUGUUGUUUAAUCACCAGCCCCGCCUCCUUCCCCGGGGAGCCGCUCACGCAGCCUCGGGCCCCACGGCGCCCCGGCCGUGCGUGGGCUGAGCGAUUUAAUCGCUCCAAAUCACUUCGCAGCCUGGUUUUCGUGGAGCUCGUGGGGCAUCAUAGGAUUUACUUGUGUAACUCCUACAUUUAGUGGGAGUGGGGCUGCCCUUCACAGCCCCCACUGCCGGGGAGGCAUUUGAGGCUUCCCUGGGCUGGGCACACAGAUGGUCCCAGUGCCUCCUCCUGAAGUGCUGGAUCACCAUUUCCCCCCCGCCUUCCCUCAGAUGGCAGCGCUGGGAUGACCUGGUGGGCAGGUUUAUUAAGAAUGCACAGUAAGAAGACUGCAGUCAGGUACUAUGUUGGGAUUGAUGUUGGCUCAGCGAGCGUUCGAGCAGCUUUGGUCGAUGGCUGUGGGACAGUGGUGGCACAUGCGGAGCAGCCCAUCCAAAUUUGGGAGCCCCAGCCAGACCACUACGAGCAAUCCUCUGCAGACAUCUGGGCUGCCUGCUGCUCAGUCACAAAGAAGGUUGUCUGUGGAGUGGAUGCUGCCCAGAUUCGAGGGGUUGGUUUUGAUGCUACGUGUUCUCUUGUUGUUCUGGAUAAACAGUUCCAACCUUUGGCAGUCAACUGUGAAGGACAGAACCAUAGGAAUGUUAUUAUGUGGAUGGAUCAUCGUGCAGUGAGUCAAGUCGAGCUCAUCAAUGCAACGCAGCACAGAGUUUUGAACUAUGUAGGGGGAGCAAUGUCUGUGGAAAUGCAACCACCUAAACUGCUGUGGAUAAAGGAGAACUUGCAGGAAUCGUGGGAGAAGGCAGGCUACUUCUUUGAUCUUCCGGAUUUCUUGUCUUGGAAAGCCACAGGUGUCACUGCAAGGUCCCUCUGUACAGUCGUGUGCAAGUGGACGUACACGUCAGACAAGGGUUGGGAUGACAGCUUCUGGAAAAUGAUUGGUUUGGAAUGUUUGGUGAAGGAUAAGUAUGAAAAAAUAGGAAACCACGUCUUGUCUCCUGGAGAGGCUGUUGGAAAAGGUCUAACGCCAGAAGCUGCCAAAGAUCUGGGUCUCCCCGAAGGGAUUGCAGUGGCAGCAUCUCUCAUUGAUGCACAUGCUGGAGGACUAGGAGUAAUUGGAGCAGAUGUGAAAGGACAUAACCUGCCAUGUGAGAACCAGCCGAUUACAUCCCGAGUUGCAAUGAUCUGUGGAACAUCUUCGUGCCACAUGGGGGUCAGUGAAAAACCCAUUUUUGUUCCUGGUGUUUGGGGACCAUACUUCUCUGCAAUGGUACCUGGAUUGUGGUUGAAUGAGGGAGGUCAAAGUGCUACAGGAAAGCUGAUCGAUCAUGUGGUCCGAGGCCAUGUCGCCUUCCCGGAAUUACAGUCAAAAGCUGCAGCCAGUGCUCACAGCAUAUAUACAUACUUGAACAGUCACCUGGAUCUGAUUAAGAAAUCUUUGCCUGUGGGUUUCCUCACUGUUGAUUUACAUGUUUGGCCAGAUUUCCAUGGUAACAGAUCUCCCUUAACAGAUCUGACACUAAAGGGCAUGGUUGUUGGACUGACAUUGUCCCGGGGUCUGGAUGAACUUGCCCUUAUCUACCUGGCCACGAUCCAAGCCAUUGCUUUAGGAACAAGACAUAUUUUGGAAACGAUGCAGGCUGCAGGACAUGAUAUCAACACGCUGUUUCUGUGUGGUGGGCUGAGCAAGAACCCUCUCUUUGUGCAGAUGCAUGCUGACAUUACUGGGAAGCCUGUUGUCCUGUCCAAAGAGGUGGAGUCUGUUUUGUUUUAAUGUGUUUUACACCUUGACUUUUGGCACCACACACAGACUUCAACCCAAGUGGAAAAGUUUGUACCUUCUACGUGGCUGGACAAGAGCCAAUAUCGCCUUCUCUCCACCCCCUGUUUAACUCCACAUUUAGGUGUAUUGAGUAUUCCUUUGUCUUUUCACUGUAGAGACGUGCAUGGAAGCUGCUGUCUAUGAAGUUGGGCCAUGUAAUUUUACAGACAAAACAGGGAAUUUAGCAAGGCUCUGAUCCUGCAGGAAGGUCAUGCUUUCAUCUCAGUUAUAUUUGUCUGACUUUCCUUCCUUCAUAUUGAGGAAUGUUAAACAUAAGAAGCAACAUAGCACUAUUAAUGCAGUAAAAAAUAACACACCUAUAGCUCUUGUCUUGCCCACAGUGAAUGCAGAGUUAAUAAUGAGGAUGGAACUUCUUGUUUAUUCAUGUUAUUUCAAUGCAUUAGCAGUUGCAAAAGUAGCAGUAAGGCUUUUAUUUUCAGUGGAUCAGGCAAAGCAUGACUUAGCUGCAUUUGUAUAAACAACAGUGGUUUACAGAAACCUGAGGAAGGGUCUGAAUUCCCCAGAUCAUGCCUGUUUUCCCACCUGGCAAUCCCACUAGUAAGAGACAUCUUCUCUCUUCAUGCUACACGAGGACAUUAAACAACACACUGCAUUCAGUUGGACAAACUUAUUUAUUGGGAUGGUCCCUUGUACAUUUAAUACAUUUUUCUUUAUAGCAUCAGGCACAGAUACUUGUAGAUGAAAUUUUGCACAAAAACUUAUCUGGAUAUAUUUUCUGAAUAGGGAGUUCAGCUUCUUGACCUUGUUAAAUUGAUGCAGUUCCACUGGAAUCAAUAAACAGCUCAACAUAAGCUGACGAGCUGGGCUGUGCUUGGCAUUUCUCCAAAUGGGAAUAUUCUACAGUGCUAUGUAGGUUAGCAGGAAGAGCAGUUUCCUUUCAUAAGAAUUUUUCCAUUAAAAUGAAUGCCAUUGCAACAAAUAUAGAGUGCAAUAUAUAUGUAUAUAACAUCUGUAUAUAAUAGUUCUAAUGCUUGUAAGAAGAACUUGUUUUGAUAGAUGUAAUUUCAGUAGCAACUUUUGGUGACAGGACUUUAUAUUUAUUUCUUACUCUUCUGUUAAUCUUUUGCCUUCAAAUACAUAUUUCAUUCCAAGUCUGCCAUGUUUUUCAUUACAAUGCAAUAACUGAACAUCUCAAAA